UCAGAUGCCUGCACAAAAGCGUAAGCUGGAAGAACCAGUUAUGGAAUUCCGGUCUCCCCGGGGAGCCAUCACUCAGCCCCUGAAGAAACUGAAGAUCAAUGUCUUCAAGGUCCACAAGUGUGCUGUGUGUGGCUUCACGACAGAAAACCUUCUUCAGUUUCAUGAGCACAUACCCCAGCACAAAUCUGAUGGCUCCUCCUACCAGUGCCAGGAAUGUGGCCUCUGCUACACCUCACAUGUGUCCCUCUCCAGACACCUCUUCAUCGUUCACAAGCUCAAGGAGCCGCAGACCUCUGGCAAGCAAAAUGGUUCCAAAGAGGAUGCUCAGCAGGAGAAUAAACCUGCAGCUGGGAACGAAGCUGCACAUAGCCUAACAUCU
Staurois parvus is the source of this 379-nucleotide messenger RNA. Lineage: Eukaryota; Metazoa; Chordata; Amphibia; Anura; Ranidae. The record is from the annotation of a GenBank genome assembly.